AUGGGGGUGAGGGGAGAGGAUGAGUUGAAUGAGUUGGAUGAGUUGGAUGAGUUGGAUGAGUUGGAUGAGUUGGAUGAGUUGGAUGAGUUGGAUGAGUUGGAUGAGUUGGACGAGUUUGAUUGUUACGAGGUAUGUGAGAUCCGUCGUAACAUUGAUGAGUUGGAUGAGUUCAUAUAG
Molecule: messenger RNA, 177 nt
Organism: Sclerotinia sclerotiorum 1980 UF-70
Lineage: Eukaryota; Fungi; Ascomycota; Leotiomycetes; Helotiales; Sclerotiniaceae
Exons: 2
Coding region: 1-177 (58 amino acids)
Source: RefSeq, a predicted model, not a curated record